Molecule: messenger RNA, 1053 nt
Organism: Didymella exigua CBS 183.55
Lineage: Eukaryota; Fungi; Ascomycota; Dothideomycetes; Pleosporales; Didymellaceae
Product: syntaxin
Exons: 5
Coding region: 1-1053 (350 amino acids)
Biological process (GO): retrograde vesicle-mediated transport, Golgi to endoplasmic reticulum
Cellular component (GO): SNARE complex; endoplasmic reticulum
Source: RefSeq, a predicted model, not a curated record
AUGAUCGCGACAGGGAAAAGGAGAGCGUUUGAGAGGUAUGCCAUCACGUGGAAGCCUGGACAACCUCGGAUAGUCGAGUUGGAGAAUCUGGACGAGUUUCUGAAGGAGGCAUACCGGAUUGUAGGCCACUCAAUACGGCAAAGCUAUCUUUCCACCGCACCGCCACCUCGGCGAAAGCAGUUCACGCGCGCACACAGUGCUUCUACAGCCACAGACAAAGACCCGAAGUACCUCACCGAUGCGCAACGCAACGAGAUCGACGCGCAGGCGAAGCAGUCACUGCGAGAGCUGAAUCAUGCGAUCAACAAUCUGCGAGAGGCUGAGGGUCUGCGACAGAGCACGGUUUCGCAGCUAGCUUUACGGAAGCGCGCAAAGCAAGGGUUGGGCGCAUUGGGGCGAUGGGCAGCAGGAGGCGCAAUAACAGCAAAGAGUCCAGAGGAGGAGCUCGAGGAGGCCAAGGCAAACGCGAUCAAGGCACACAGGGAGAGCAUUAUCUGGACGCUGCAGAAUGCGCUGGAGCAAUGUGGUCAAUUCCAAGGCUCGAUGAUGGAGAUACGGCUUAUGAGGGAAGUGGAGAAGAGCAAGAGCGUGCUAUACAAGACAAGAGCCACCAUGCCGUCGAGCGACUACGGCGGUAUGGAUGGUGGAGGCAGCGCAGCUGGGGCCUCGAAGGACUACCGCGGGCAGUCGCACGUCCAAGACGAGUCGAGCGCAGCAAUCGAACAGCAACUUGAUCCCGAGCAGCUGCAACUGUUCGCCCAAGAGAACCAAGACAUGCUCAAGCAGUACGAGGACCAGCUCGACAAGGUUCGCGCAGCAGAGAAGUCGCUCUUGGAAGUCUCGGAGCUGCAGUCGACGCUGGCCGGCAAUCUCGAGAUGCAGUCUGCGCACAUCGAGCAGCUGGUGGAGGACUCGUUCAAUACAACGGAGAAUGUCGGGAGCGGAAACAAGGAGCUCAAGCGGGCGACGGAGAGAAGGAGCACGGCGCAGAUGGUCUUCUACGGCACGUCUGCCUUCUGCACGUUGCUUGUGUUGUGGGACCUGUUCAUAUGA